UGAUUGGCGGAGGGCAUAUAAUCACUUUCGGGAUGUACCGGAAAUGGGUCACUGGACGGCUUGCUUCAUCGCUGCACGAGAGGGAGAAUGGAUGCUUUAAGUAAACUUAAACAAUUUGAUGCGUAUCCCAAAACUCUGGAGGAUUUUAGGAUCAAAACAUGUGGCGGAGCGACGGUGACUAUCAUCAGUGGACUUCUUAUGCUGAUUCUGUUCUUUUCUGAGCUGCAGUAUUAUUUAACUAAGGAGGUUCAUCCAGAACUAUUCGUAGACACAUCUAGAGGAGACAAGCUAAGAAUCAACAUUGAUGUUAUAUUUCCACAUAUGCCAUGUGCCUAUCUGAGUAUUGAUGCCAUGGAUGUAGCAGGAGAACAGCAGCUAGAUGUGGAGCAUAACUUGUUUAAACAGAGACUCGACAAAGAGGGCCAACCGGUCACAACAGAGGCCGAAAAACACGUUUUAGGCAUAGAAGAGGAAGGGGUUUUCGACCCCAGUACGCUGGAUCCUGACCGAUGUGAGAGCUGUUAUGGUGCUGAAACUGAAGAUUUAAAGUGUUGUAAUACCUGUGAUGAUGUGCGGGAGGCGUAUAGGCGGCGCGGCUGGGCGUUCAAGACUCCUGACACCAUUGAGCAGUGUAAGAGAGAGGGCUUCAGCCAGAAGAUGCAGGAGCAGAAGAAUGAGGGCUGUCAGGUUUACGGCUUUCUGGAGGUCAACAAGGUGGCAGGAAAUUUCCAUUUUGCCCCCGGCAAGAGCUUUCAGCAAUCUCAUGUACAUGUGCAUGCUGUGGAAAUUCAUGACCUGCAGAGUUUUGGACUGGACAAUAUCAACAUGACACAUUUCAUCAAACAUCUUUCAUUUGGAAAAGAUUAUCCUGGAAUUGUCAACCCUUUAGAUGGUACUAACAUAGCAGCACCUCAAGCAUCAAUGAUGUACCAGUAUUUCGUCAAAAUUGUGCCAACAAUAUACGUUAAAGUAAAUGGAGAGGUGGUUAAAACAAACCAGUUUUCAGUAACGAGGCAUGAAAAAGUAGCCAAUGGGCUGAUUGGAGAUCAGGGUUUGCCUGGCGUGUUUGUGCUUUAUGAGCUGUCUCCGAUGAUGGUCAAAUUCACAGAGAAACAGAGGUCUUUCACCCAUUUCUUAACAGGAGUGUGUGCUAUUAUAGGUGGUGUGUUCACAGUUGCUGGACUCAUUGACUCCUUAAUAUACCACUCAGCAAGAGCCAUACAGAAGAAAAUCGAGUUGGGCAAAGCAUCCUAGCAUCACGCAGACAUAUUAGGUGCAUGACUGUGUCUGGAAACCUCUGUGUGUUCAAGGGAAGAUGCCACAAUUAAAACCCCAGACUGUUUCCGUUUGUGGCCACAGAGAAGUGUCCGUCGGCACGGCCCCCUCGCAAACAAGAACAGGAACCUGUGACUAAGACACUGUCAAUCUAUAUUUUGGAGGAUCUUAUGGAUUAUGGACUUUUUAUUGAGUGAUACAUUGAUGUAUCAGUUGUUUACCUCUGAAAAUCAAAGCUUUCUUUUUGAAAUUUUGACCUUCAAAUGUGUUUCACUUUAGUUGAUUUGAAUUAUUUGUUCACUAUGAAAUAGUCAUUGGUUGAUUUUGAAAAUUGUAAUCUCAUUUGAUUGCGAACCAGUUUUUUCCUGCUUGUGUCAAUACACAGUGUCUGUGGAGUUAGGCAAACUAAAACAGCAGUUUUACAUACAUUCAUUCAUUCAUUCAUUCAUUCAUGUACAAUUCAUUUGAUUGAAUUUGCUUCUCAGUCCAUGGCCAAUAGAAAAGAGGUAGCCUCUUUUAAACUGGAAAAAAGACAACAGGAACCCUAUUUUAUAGUCAAGCACACAACACGGAAACACAGAGGCUGCAGUCAGUAUAGAUGUUUUUGUAAUUGCACCUUUAUCUCUAAAUUCAGGUGUGUGUGGGGGGGUAUUUGGUAUGAGAGUGUUUUUGUCACAUAUUUUGAUGGCUUAUUUUAUGUGGGACAAAUGUAUUUAUAUUUUGAUUGUGCGAAACCGUUUUUAAAAUGAGAAAUAAAUGUAACACUGAACUUUG
This is a messenger RNA of Myxocyprinus asiaticus (Chinese sucker), 2049 nucleotides long. RefSeq names its product endoplasmic reticulum-Golgi intermediate compartment protein 3-like. Gene Ontology annotation, cellular component: endoplasmic reticulum; Golgi membrane; COPII-coated ER to Golgi transport vesicle. Bases 88 to 1254 code for a protein of 388 amino acids. Gene Ontology annotation, biological process: endoplasmic reticulum to Golgi vesicle-mediated transport; retrograde vesicle-mediated transport, Golgi to endoplasmic reticulum. The record is from RefSeq and is a predicted model, not a curated record. The transcript has 14 exons. Lineage: Eukaryota; Metazoa; Chordata; Actinopteri; Cypriniformes; Catostomidae.